AUGAUAUUUUUUGAUACAACUGUUCCUCGUAGUGCUGCUGUUAAGGCCGCUAUUGGUAAUCCACAAGAUGAGCAAAUAGCACAAACAUAUCUUACUAGAGCCGGUUUAAGAAUUUCAGCAAAUGGUGAAGGUGGUGAUAAAUGGAUAACAUUAUGUACGGUCAAAGCUCGUGUUGCUAGUACUGGUUUCAAAACAAAAUAUGACGUAAAACGUUGUACCGCUACGGUAGGCGGUGAAAUAUUGGAAACACGUGUUGUUGAAACGGAAAACAAUUUUAGAUGUGGAUGGCGUACUGAAACGUAUGCAUCAAAGCUCUUAUUGAAUUAUAAACAGACAAUAAUGAAUCAAUAUAAAUCAGCAAUUAAUGGUGCUAUAAAAGCUAAAGAGCCAGAAAAGAUUAUUAAUUUAUUACAAGAAAAACAAAAUUUACAUAUAUUUAAUUUCGAAGUAGCAACUAAUAAAGAUACAGCCAUGUCAGAAGCAACAGCUACAGAUCUGUCAUUGUGGAGAGGUGGUGGUAGUUGUGCUGUCAAAUUAGAAGGUCGAGUACUACGUUUGGCUUAUUAG
Molecule: messenger RNA, 567 nt
Organism: Didymodactylos carnosus
Lineage: Eukaryota; Metazoa; Rotifera; Eurotatoria; Philodinida; Philodinidae
Source: the annotation of a GenBank genome assembly